Molecule: messenger RNA, 6275 nt
Organism: Solea solea (common sole)
Lineage: Eukaryota; Metazoa; Chordata; Actinopteri; Pleuronectiformes; Soleidae
Gene: ripor3
Product: RIPOR family member 3
Exons: 26
Coding region: 786-3812 (1008 amino acids)
Source: RefSeq, a predicted model, not a curated record
AAGGAAGAAACAACAAAUAGGGAUUUUUUUUGAUUUGGAUUGAAUUGAAAAAACAGGAGCAUCUUGAAGACUAAGAAAAGGAUGAGGAAGAGGAGGAGAGGUGUUGUUUGGAGACAAGGAAUUGGGAAUGACAAGUGUUCAUAGUGUUGAAGGAGGGAGGGAGAGAGAGAAGGAGACAGGGGAAAGCAGAGAAGGAGCUGAAAGUGAAAGCCGAGUUUGGAAAAUUAUCAAGUGACAAUAGGAAAAGAGCAGAUUGUCAGAGUUGGAAGCGCUGAAAGGAGGAGGAGAGAAACAGAAAAAAAAGGAGGGGAGAAGAAACUGAGGGAGAGAGAACAGAGGAAGAGGAGGAGGAAUAGAGGCAGCGCUGGAAAGUAAAUUGUGGACCAGAAGCAGAUGUGAGCAGCAGUGACAGAGAACAGAGGGGAAGGAGAAAGAGGAGGAGAGGAAGAAGAGAGGAACUAAAGUCUCUGACGUCGAUGUGAAACCUUCUCAAGCUGCUGAAUGCUAUCAGGACCAAGCAGACAGCUGCCAAGCCCCCCCCCCCCAACACACACACACACACACACACACACACACACACACACGCAGGCACGCACACACAGAUAGUGCUGGAAAUGACUUGUCCACUGAGGCUGUUUGGUGUGGCGGACUCACAGUGACAGUUGGAAAUAACCGGUUCCACAUCCAGUCAGCACUGUGUGAAGAUGAAGUGACCCCACCUGAAUUUGACCUAAGGCAACAUCACAUGUUUUGAUGUGUCCAUCAGACGAAGCACAGCAACAAAUAUGUCAGUGAAGCUGCGAUUUGACUCUCCCUCAGAUGGAGGUUUGGUCCACAGGAGCCGCUCCUUCACAGGGUUCAGCUCUCUGAACGGACAGCGACGACGGACGUCCUCCAUGCGAAACUCUCUCCGCUCCAAAGCCUCCACAGGAGGUAAAUCUAGGAUGCACCUGUCUCCCAUCCGAGGGGGUGGAGGCAUCUGGUCUCUGCAGCCUGAGCAAGUCGAGAGGGUUUUCCAGGCGCUACGCAAGGGACUCAAGGACUAUCUGGAGGGUCACCAGGCAGAAAUGGACUUCCUGUGGUCACAGCAGAGAGAGACCAAGAGAAACUCCAGACUGGCUUUUCUCUAUGAUCUGGAAAAGGAGAUCAGAGCACUGGAGAGAUAUAUACGACGGCUGGAAUUUCAGAUCAGCAAGGUGGAUGAGCUGUACGAGACCUACUGUAUCCAGCGGAGGUUGUGUCAGGGAGCGGUCAACAUGAAGAGAGCCUUCUCUCUGUCCCCGUCCACCAGAGCGUCCAGAGAGAGUCUUCUGGAACUCAACCGCAACCACAGACACAGUCUGCAGGACAUGUCUGUGAUGGAGGGAGAGCUAGAAAUCCUCCUUGGAGAGCUACACAUCAAAAUGAAAGGUCUGAUCGGCUUCGCUCGCCUCUGCCCUGGAGACCAGUACGAGGUGGUUGUGCGGCUGGGCCGCCAGCGAUGGAGGAUCAGGGGGAGGAUUGAGUCAGACGACAAGCAGUCCUGGGAGGAAGAGGAGAUGGUCUUCCUCCCUCACAUACAUCACAACUUUGAGAUCAAGGUGACAGAAGCCAAGGGUUUGGGCUGGUUGCUGGUUGGCAUGGUGACGUGUGCAAGCGUGGACUUCUUCGUGGCGAGGCCGCAGCUGAUGUUGGUGGACAUCACAGAGCUGGGAACCAUCAAACUGCAGCUGGAAGUCACCUGGAAUCCGUUUGACAACGCUGAGAAGAUGAGGCCGCUGUCUGUGAGCAAGCUGUCAGUGUCCAGCAGAAAGAGUUCAGUUUACAGCUGGACGGCGCCGAGCACCCCCUCCUUCACUGAGAAGUACUUUGUAUCGAUGGUGCGUGAGCUGCAGGGUCAGGAAGGUUCACUCCCGUCCCUUGCGUCUAAAAGCCGUCAUAACAGAGGAGACGUGUCUCUGCUCAGCUACCUGUCCAACCCCCUCUACAGCACUAACAGCCCCUACAACCCGAGUCUCACGCGGGCGCACAGCUUCCCAUUCAGCCCCAGUCCAGGCCUCAGUCUGGGUGGAAGUCAGACUCAGCUCUUCCUCAGGGAGGAAGGAUCCAUGAAGGAAAGAGGGAGAAGGAGAAGGAUGGAUGAGAAGGAAGAGAAGGAAGAGAAGGAAGAGAAGGAGGAAGAAUGGGACGAGUUAGAGACUGCCUCUACACCAGCAGAGAGGAAGAUCGGAUCGUUGCCAGCCCUGCUGAGGUCCAACACUCCUGACAUCCUCAAAAAGAACAAAGCUGGAGAACCAAAUGCUGAGGCACAAAGAGAAGCUCUGGUGCAGGACUCCCCCGACUGUCAGUUAUAUUCUUCCCCGGCCUCGCCCACCAAGACUCCAGCUGCUGCUCCAUCCCCAACCACAGCGGAUGCCCCUACAUCGGGGAGGUCAGGUGUGAGCAGUGCACAGCGCAGGGCGCAGGCCCUCAGGUUGGGCGCUCUGAUCACCGAGCUGGAGAAGACCUUACAGAACCAGGAUCUGUCUGAGAAGGAGCUGAGAACCCUGGACCACCAGAUACUGCACCUGGCAACCAUACUGAAGAACAACCUGUCCCUGCUGAAAAGCUCAUCAUCAGAGGAGACACUGGCUGUCGAGGAAGUCCUGGGCAGCUUUGACUUUCUGUCAAAUGACUUUAACGCAGAUGAUGACACUUCCUGUUUGGGCAGCCUCCGACUUAAAGAUAAUGGCAUCACCACUUUCCAGCGGAACACUCGGAACCUCGGCCUCCUCUCCCGGGACAACCAAUCAGCUUCUGAGGAAGAAUUGGUCAUCACCCCUCUGACCUCUGGGAACUGGGGUCUUGAUCAAGCUCUGGAGACUCACCUGGAUAUUUGCCUCAUCCUGCUACAGAUGAUAAAAACGACCGACUUCAGUUCCUCGAGGAGAGACGUGCUGGACGAGAUGUCUCUUCAAGCCGACGUCCUGGACAGAGUCAGCUGUCUGCUGCUAGAGAAGAAUGACAACAUAUCUGCUUGUGACGUCCUUCCUGACGCCCAGAGAACGAGGGAUGUUCUGCUGUUCUGGGAGGAUUGUGUGAACGACAGCAGCUCUUUUUUCUAUUGUGACCCCAGCGCCUUCACUGGGACGCUGAAGAAACGCUACACGCACAAGGUGAAAGCCAAGGAGCCCGGGCAAUCUGAAAAAGUGUUCGAUCAGCUCCUGCAGCAGGUGCAGGCGACCUGUCGGAUGGUACCCCCUCCUCGGCCUGUCUGCAGCACAGACAGAGUCACGCUCUUCCAGCUGUCUGUGUAUCUGAAGCGUUGGAGCAUCGAGGAGCUGGGAGAGCACAUCUCCCGACUCUCCAAAGAAGAAUACAUCCAGUUGGCCCUUAGGAGCUCCAAACGGAAAAGAGCUUUAAAUAAACUGAGGGGGCGGAGUGUUGCAGAGCUCCUCCCACUCAAGUGCACGCUGCAGACCCUGGCCGACCUGCAGGUCGACUCCAACCACAAAGUGUGCAAAGCCGCUGCCACCUGUCUCUCCAGAGCUGCAGGAUGCAAGGCCUUUAGGAGCAAGGCGUUGGUUUACUACACUGAGAGUUUAAAAAGCACUGACACCCAAAUCCAACAAGGCACCUGUCUGGCUUUGAAAUGCCUCAGGGCGACAGAGAGUGUGGACCACAUAGCGGAUUUGUGGCGAUCAAUGGAUGAAGAACUAUGCAGCACUGCCAGAGAGACCAUCCUGUCCUUUGGUAAGAAGGGCUUCCUGGCCUUCCAGAGGAUGGACCAGCUGUACACUGAGAUGCAAGAGGAGGCUUACCGGAACCAAGAGACUGAGAUUACCAUUCUAUAGGAAACAAGCCUCGAACUAAAAUAAAAUCUAGAAUUUCAAUGAGCCUGAGUGCCGUGCCAGUGAAAAGGUAUCUCACUUUUCAGAAGAUUGAAUUUUUGUAAAAACCUGUGCUUUGAUAACUUUGACAAAUGAUGAGCAAAAGAAGAUCCAAUCCAAUGAUGGCGGCUUUUUCAUUUCCUCAUGGAUUCUAUGCACCAAAUCUUCAAUUUUCUUGACCCUGUGAUCAGAGAAGGUCCUUUACUAUGUGGAUUUUUUGUAUUAUAGCACUUUUAGUUAUUUAACCAGAGAAGAGACCAUGUGCAGCUUUGAAUAUUUUUGUUGGGAUUAGCGUUCAACAACCUAUGACCUUUUCCAGUGAAACUACUGGUUUUAUUGGAAAGUGAAGGACACCACAAUACAUCCUUAGGAAGCCAAAUAAAUCUUCAAUAACCACUGAAACCAUGACGGAUGUGUUUAAUGUAUUUAACCCACGACAUUGAACGGUGUCAAAGAAAUAUUGAAUGAACAACUGCGGCCCAUAGUCAAUCAGCAUUUAAGAGGUUUCUUCUUUUCUUAACGGGAAGAACAGUUUGACAUAUUAUAUGAAAGUGCUGCCCUCUGCUGUCUGUCCAGGUUACCUGCAGUUUGGGAAUGACCGGACGUGGGAAUGCUUUUUGCUCGCCACAGAAUAGAUUUAGCUGUGGUUUGACUGACCUGAGACCCUUUCCUACUGGGUAUUUAAAGACUGUUUGUGAGGUUAAAGAAAUGGCAUGGGAAGAAGAUGUUAGUUUGCAUUUUGUAUUUUGCAAGAAAAGAGAAAUAUUUGGUUUACAGAGUCAAGUGAGGUCAAGUCUACGAUUGUGUUUUUAUAAGUGUGUUGUUGUGGGGUUAUUUUUACAAGAAAUGCAGUUUAGAUAUUAAUAUUAAUGUGCUCAAAUCUCAUCAUGUGUGUUAUUAAAAUGAAGCAGUAUAGAAUCCGAAUAUGAAAAAGAAAUGGGAUUGAAAGUGUGAGAAGAUUCACCAUCUUUGCAUUGAUCAUUAAUAACUGCGUUUUAAUGAAUGUAAAAUGAAAUGCUGAGGACAGCACUGUAGGAAAAAAACAAAUGCCUACUUAUUUUUUCGGUUUCCUUAGUGCUGUUUUCAAAAUGCAUGGAUGGAAAAAAGACAAAAGAUGAAGAGAAGAAAGUCAAAAGUGGAAUAAGUAAAGUCGGGAAGGAGGCAAAACCAUUGAAAGAAACGAGACUAACGCAGUGAUGCUCCCAGCUCUGCAUGGCUGUACUCUGAAAUGCUAACAUGGAUGUUUCCCAUAAAGUCUGAGCAAAAUGUCAAUGUAAAUCAAACAUGUCACUUAAAAGCACAACAAUGAACCUCAUAGUGGGUGAUUUCAGGAAGUCGGGUGGUUUCAUCCUCCAGGUUCGUCAGCACAAACCUUCACUGACGACCAUCCAUCACCUGUUCUGAAAAUGUGGAGGACAGAAUUUGAUGAUCACUGUGUGGCCAAAAAGCUUUGAGAGUUUCCAUCAAAUUUAAGAUGUUUAUCUGUCACAAAUAAUUGACAUGACUGUUAAAAACCUGUUUACAGAAACCUAGGAAAGUGUUCAGUUAGUAACACAACAGCAGAAGAAGUCAACAGUGGGGAAAAGACGUGUGGUUGUUCAUUAUCUUCUAUCACCAUUCGCAGGAGAUGAUUAACUCUUUAUAUUUAAAUUUAGACUUUAAAACUGUCUUUUUGAAAUCAGGAAAUCAAAGAAAUCUGUGGAGACCUGGGACUCACCUCUGAUAAAUCCAUGACUUCAGGAAGAAUCAUUUCGGACUUCCAUCCACUUUUCACACCUAACUGUGGAUUCAAUAACUGAAAUGUAUAUUGUAAGUAGCUGUACAGUGUAUUGCUUACUGGUAUGUGCACACGUUGAGAGCAUUUCUUGCAGAAGCAGCUUUUAAUUUUUAUGAAAUAAAAGGAUAUAUAGUAGUACAAUCGUACGUAUAGUUUGACUCUGUCACCAUUAGAAACAGUAUCUCUCCUACAACUGUUGUUGUAAUUAACUGAGUAUCAAGGACAUCAGAAAUGUGUUAACUCAUUUUACUUCUGCCCUUUUUCCCCCCCUGAAUCUUGAAAUACAAAUUGCGUCAGUGAAGAUUUGUUAGGCAGCUAGAGGCCGAGAACGUCUGGAUUUCAAAUAAAAGUGCAUUGGAUAUAAAAUACAAUAAAAUUGGUGUCAUAGCAAGAUUUAAUCAAUGUUUCAUAUUAGUGGAGUGAAACAAUAUGUAUUUUAUAAGUGUUCUAAAGUAAGUUUUUAAGGUAUAUUUCCAUCUUAUGACACUCUAUAUCACAGAAAUGUCAUACUUUGUUCUGCAGGACAUUUAUCCGCCAUUUUAAAUGAUCUGUAAAAUAUUAUAAAAUGCUGAAGUAUUUAGAUUAGACUUCUCAACGCUACUUAUUACAAUCCAGCCACAAAAUGUGCAAAUAUCAAUAUGACUGUCACU